Schistosoma mattheei is the source of this 5401-nucleotide messenger RNA. The record is from the annotation of a GenBank genome assembly. Lineage: Eukaryota; Metazoa; Platyhelminthes; Trematoda; Strigeidida; Schistosomatidae.
AUGUUUUUGAGGCCAGAGAGUUUAGGUCUACUUUUCUUGAUACUCAAUAUCUCAUGGUCGGUAGAUCGUGCUAAUUUUAAAACAUGUGACCAGAGCUCGUUCUGUACUCGACAACGACAAAUAAAACCUGGGGAACUUGCGCACAGGUUAGAACCAAGUUCUGUCAAGAUAAACCCACAUGGAAUAACUGCAGUUAUUUACACUGAAGAUCAAAACCAUUAUCUGUCGCUGGAUGUUACCUAUAAUCAACACUCCAUCUUCCGUGUACUCAUUGAUGAAUUGACAGAUGAGUAUAAAAGGUAUCGCGUAACUGCAGGAGACGUUUUGCCAGGCGUUGAAAAGGCCCCUAUCAGGUGUAAAUUUGCUGAGAAUAGUUUAGUGUUGGAUGGACAGUCUGGAUACAAGGCAGUCGUGUAUUAUAACCCUUUUCAUAUCGAUUUUUUCCUGAAUGACAUUGUUGUAGCAUCAGCAAAUAAGAGAAGUCUUUUAAAUUUUGAACAUCAGAGGAAAAAACCGAUUAUCGAUAAAAAUAAGGUAUCUCAAAAUGACAACCAUACAUUACCAAGUGAAAAUCAUGAGGUUGAUAUCUCUACUGUAAAUAGUUCCGAAGAUUCUUCAGGAAAUACAGAUGUACCAAAAGAAUCUACUACCGAUGAAGACAAAGAAGAUGAAAAACAAGAUCAUAUAGAUACAGAGCACACAGUUCCGGAAGAUCAGUCAUGGUCAGAAUAUUUCAAGGAACAUCUUGAUACAAGACCUCACGGCUUAAACUCUAUCUCGAUGGAUUUCGACUUUCAGGGAUUCAGUCACAUCUAUGGGAUCCCAGAACAUGCUGAUGGAUUCGUUUUGAAAACUACAAGUGAUGGUGACCCCUACAGACUUUAUAAUCUUGAUGUAUUCGAAUAUGAGGUCCAUAAUAAAAUGGCCUUAUAUGGCUCUGUCCCUGUUAUGUGGGGACACAAUCAAAAUAAUACUGUGGGUGUCUUGUGGCUGAAUCCGUCGGAGACAUGGAUCGACAUUGAUCACUCGAACUCACAAAAUAGCGGAAUAUUUUCAGGUUUCUUUUCGAAGAAACCAGAGAAAUCUUCAGUACAAACGAGAUGGAUAUCUGAGUCCGGCUUAGUAGAUUUAUAUGUGUUUAUGGGUAGUACUCCAUCUGAAGCAAUGCGUUCUUAUGCUAGUGUGGUAGGUACUACCAAGUUACCACCCCUGUUUGCGAUUGGUUAUCAUCAGUGUAGAUGGAACUAUAAUGAUGAAGCUGAUUUACUUUCUGUGGACAAACAUUUUGAUGAAUAUGAAAUGCCUGUUGAUAUUUUGUGGUUAGACAUUGAACACACUGAUGGAAAACGUUAUUUUACUUGGGAUAGAACUAAAUUUCCAAAUCCAAAAGAAAUGGUUGAUAAACUGAAUGUUAAAGGUCGAAAGCUCGUUACUGUUGUUGAUCCUCACAUUAAGCGUGACUCGAAUUGGCCUUUAUUCAGGUUCUGUACUCGACAACGACAAAUAAAACCUGGGGAACUUGCGCACAGGUUAGAACCAAGUUCUGUCAAGAUAAACCCACAUGGAAUAACUGCAGUUAUUUACACUGAAGAUCAAAACCAUUAUCUGUCGCUGGAUGUUACCUAUAAUCAACACUCCAUCUUCCGUGUACUCAUUGAUGAAUUGACAGAUGAGUAUAAAAGGUAUCGCGUGCCUGCAGGAGACGUUUUGCCAGGCGUUGAAAAGGCCCCUAUCAGGUGUAAAUUUGCUGAGAAUAGUUUAGUGUUGGAUGGACAGUCUGGAUACAAGGCAGUCGUGUAUUAUAACCCUUUUCAUAUCGAUUUUUUCCUGAAUGACAUUGUUGUAGCAUCAGCAAAUAAGAGAAGUCUUUUAAAUUUUGAACAUCAGAGGAAAAAACCGAUUAUCGAUAAAAAUAAGGUAUCUCAAAAUGACAACCAUACAUUACCAAGUGAAAAUCAUGAGGUUGAUAUCUCUACUGUAAAUAGUUCCGAAGAUUCUUCAGGAAAUACAGAUGUACCAAAAGAAUCUACUACCGAUGAAGACAAAGAAGAUGAAAAACAAGAUCAUAUAGAUACAGAGCACACAGUUCCGGAAGAUCAGUCAUGGUCAGAAUAUUUCAAGGAACAUCUUGAUACAAGACCUCACGGCUUAAACUCUAUCUCGAUGGAUUUCGACUUUCAGGGAUUCAGUCACGUCUAUGGGAUCCCAGAACAUGCUGAUGGAUUCGUUUUGAAAACUACAAGUGAUGGUGACCCCUACAGACUUUAUAAUCUUGAUGUAUUCGAAUAUGAGGUCCAUAAUAAAAUGGCCUUAUAUGGCUCUGUCCCUGUUAUGUGGGGACACAAUCAAAAUAAUACUGUGGGUGUCUUGUGGCUGAAUCCGUCGGAGACAUGGAUCGACAUUGAUCACUCGAACUCACAAAAUAGCGGAAUAUUUUCAGGUUUCUUUUCGAAGAAACCAGAGAAAUCUUCAGUACAAACGAGAUGGAUAUCUGAGUCCGGCUUAGUAGAUUUAUAUGUGUUUAUGGGUAGUACUCCAUCUGAAGCAAUGCGUUCUUAUGCUAGUGUGGUAGGUACUACCAAGUUACCACCCCUGUUUGCGAUUGGUUAUCAUCAGUGUAGAUGGAACUAUAAUGAUGAAGCUGAUUUACUUUCUGUGGACAAACAUUUUGAUGAAUAUGAAAUGCCUGUUGAUGUUUUGUGGUUAGACAUUGAACACACUGAUGGAAAACGUUAUUUUACUUGGGAUAGAACUAAAUUUCCAAAUCCAAAAGAAAUGGUUGAUAAACUGAAUGUUAAAGGUCGAAAGCUCGUUACUGUUGUUGAUCCUCACAUUAAGCGUGACUCGAAUUGGCCUUUAUUCAGGUUCUGUACUCGACAACGACAAAUAAAACCUGGGGAACUUGCGCACAGGUUAGAACCAAGUUCUGUCAAGAUAAACCCACAUGGAAUAACUGCAGUUAUUUACACUGAAGAUCAAAACCAUUAUCUGUCGCUGGAUGUUACCUAUAAUCAACACUCCAUCUUCCGUGUACUCAUUGAUGAAUUGACAGAUGAGUAUAAAAGGUAUCGCGUGCCUGCAGGAGACGUUUUGCCAGGCGUUGAAAAGGCCCCUAUCAGGUGUAAAUUUGCUGAGAAUAGUUUAGUGUUGGAUGGACAGUCUGGAUACAAGGCAGUCGUGUAUUAUAACCCUUUUCAUAUCGAUUUUUUCCUGAAUGACAUUGUUGUAGCAUCAGCAAAUAAGAGAAGUCUUUUAAAUUUUGAACAUCAGAGGAAAAAACCGAUUAUCGAUAAAAAUAAGGUAUCUCAAAAUGACAACCAUACAUUACCAAGUGAAAAUCAUGAGGUUGAUAUCUCUACUGUAAAUAGUUCCGAAGAUUCUUCAGGAAAUACAGAUGUACCAAAAGAAUCUACUACCGAUGAAGACAAAGAAGAUGAAAAACAAGAUCAUAUAGAUACAGAGCACACAGUUCCGGAAGAUCAGUCAUGGUCAGAAUAUUUCAAGGAACAUCUUGAUACAAGACCUCACGGCUUAAACUCUAUCUCGAUGGAUUUCGACUUUCAGGGAUUCAGUCACGUCUAUGGGAUCCCAGAACAUGCUGAUGGAUUCGUUUUGAAAACUACAAGUGAUGGUGACCCCUACAGACUUUAUAAUCUUGAUGUAUUCGAAUAUGAGGUCCAUAAUAAAAUGGCCUUAUAUGGCUCUGUCCCUGUUAUGUGGGGACACAAUCAAAACAAUACUGUGGGUGUCUUGUGGCUGAAUCCGUCGGAGACAUGGAUCGACAUUGAUCACUCGAACUCACAAAAUAGCGGAAUAUUUUCAGGUUUCUUUUCGAAGAAACCAGAGAAAUCUUCAGUACAAACGAGAUGGAUAUCUGAGUCCGGCUUAGUAGAUUUAUAUGUGUUUAUGGGUAGUACUCCAUCUGAAGCAAUGCGUUCUUAUGCUAGUGUGGUAGGUACUACCAAGUUACCACCCCUGUUUGCGAUUGGUUAUCAUCAGUGUAGAUGGAACUAUAAUGAUGAAGCUGAUUUACUUUCUGUGGACAAACAUUUUGAUGAAUAUGAAAUGCCUGUUGAUGUUUUGUGGUUAGACAUUGAACACACUGAUGGAAAACGUUAUUUUACUUGGGAUAGAACUAAAUUUCCAAAUCCAAAAGAAAUGGUUGAUAAACUGAAUGUUAAAGGUCGAAAGCUCGUUACUGUUGUUGAUCCUCACAUUAAGCGUGACUCGAAUUGGCCUUUAUUCAGUAAUUCCCAAAAUAAUGGGAUUUUCGUCAAAACUAGAGAUGGGACCGAAUUCGAUGGUUGGUGUUGGCCUGGAUCUAGUGCGUGGCCUGAUUUCACUGAUAAAUCUGUUCAGCAGUGGUGGUCAAAUCUAUUCCUUACUUAUGAACCUGUCUGCAAAGAUUCCAUGUUUACCUGGAAUGAUAUGGGUGAACCAUCAGUUUUUAAUGGUCCUGAAGUCACUAUGCAUAAAGAUGCUAAGCAUGCAGGUAAUUGGGAGCAUCGUGAUGUACAUAACUUAUAUGGGUUAUACGUACAUAAGUCAACUUGGGAUGGACUCAUGUUGAGGUCGAACGGCAUAGAACGUCCUUUUGUGUUGACCCGUGCGUUUUUUGUUGGUUCACAACAGACAGCAGCUGUUUGGACUGGAGACAAUACUGCUGAUUGGUCACACUUAAAGAUUUCAACUUCUAUGCUUCUCAGCAUAUCAGUCGUGGGGAUAACCCUAUGUGGAGCUGACGUGGGAGGUUUUUUCGGCAAUCCAGAUUCUGAGUUAUUGACAAGAUGGUAUCAGGCGGCUGCUUAUCAACCAUUCUUCAGAGCUCAUGCGCACAUAGAUAGCAAACGCCGUGAACCUUGGCUAGUGGCUUCGGAAUAUAUUGAUCCCAUUCGAAAGGCAAUACAAGCUCGCUAUCAAUUACUUCCAUACUGGUAUACAUUGUUUGCUCGUUCGGAAGCAGACGGUCAACCAGUUAUGGCACCAAUGUGGUUUCAUUUUCCUAAAGAUGUGAAUACGUAUGGUUUGGAUGAUCAAUAUAUGAUUGGAGAAGCUGUGCUUGUGAGUCCUGUCACUGAUCAAGGUGCUGGCUAUGUGCAGUUAUAUUUUCCAAAGGGAACAUGGUAUCAUUAUCCAUCGCUUGAGGUAAAUGAUCAUUUGUAUGGGGUUUUAAAUAGUUUUGCUUCACAGCUAAUGUGUAAUAUGAAAAUAACGGUAAAUCCUACAUAAAAAUCUAGACCUUUUAUUUAUAACUCUAUGAAAAGAAGAGAUAGAGUUAUGGUAAAAUGUUAAAGGAACAGUUUGUCUUUAAUUAUACCGAACGACUUUAUUUAUUGAGUUCAACAGACAAGUACGUGAAUGUCUUCUUUUCUAUAAUACUGUUAUAGUUAUCAAGAGCUGC